Messenger RNA from Vicia villosa (hairy vetch), 819 nucleotides. RefSeq lists its product as uncharacterized. The record is from RefSeq and is a predicted model, not a curated record. NCBI's taxonomy places the organism in Eukaryota, Viridiplantae, Streptophyta, Magnoliopsida, Fabales, Fabaceae. Bases 1 to 819 code for a protein of 272 amino acids. The transcript has a single exon.
AUGUGGAAAAAAGAUUUCUUUUCUCUAAACUAUAGUUUUAGAGGCGAAGGAUUUCUUGGUCUAUGUGUGGAGAAGGAGGGUAAACUCAUUUACUUUGUAAAUGUCUACGCCUCUUGUGACAAAGUUACUAGAAGGAGGACUUGGAAAAAUAUUUGCGAGUUCAAGAACAAUAACAUUGAAGGAUCUUGGUGCAUUGGCGGAGACUUCAAUUCUAUUUCUUCUUUAGAUGAAAGAAUUGGAGUUACUAACGGUGGUCAUAGUAGGGAGUUAAGAUUCUUUAAUGAGUUCAUAGAGGCAAUGGAUUUGGUGGAUCUCCCCACUAUUGGUGGCAAGUUUACUUGGUUCAAAAGUAACGGGAAGGCUAUGAGUAGGCUCGAUAGAUUCCUUCUGUCGAAGAGUUUUGUAGAAGAUUGGAAGGUGGUUGGGCAACAUAUAGGUGAGAGGGACGUGUCCGACCAUGCUCCCAUUUGGUUGAAAGAGAAUAGAAAGGAUUGGGGUCCUAAGCCGUUCAAGUUCAACAACUUGUGGCUUAAGCAUGACGAUUUUGGGAGUUUUGUGGAAAAGGAGUGGAGAAAGAUGGUAGUUAAAGGAAGAGGAGACUAUUGCUUGGUUGAAAAGUUGAAAACUCUUAAAAGUCGGAUCUCUUGGUGGAACAAAACGGUCUAUGGGUGGAUAGACCUCAAAAUUGACAAAGAUGUGAAAGAAAUGAAUUCUUUAGAUAACUUGUUUGCUCGUUUUGCAAGUAACGUUCCGGAAGAUGUGGUUAACAAAAGGUUGAAAGUGGCGGAGGAUUUUUGGGAAAACAUAAACAAAAAAUAA